AUGGGCUCGCAUGGACAUUUGCCUUUUGGCUGUACGAACGGUAGCGCGAUUUCUUAUUCCCAGCACAGGCUAAUCGGCGCAGAUGACCCCAACGGCGUCCAGGGCAUAGGCUUGCCUUCUGGGUUCAUACCACCCGGACAACCGCUGCUGAGCGAACAAGAGAACGAUCAGAUGCAGGAGUUCUUCUCUGCUUUCGACGGCGACGGUCAAGCGCGUGCUCGCCAGCCUAUGCCUGGACAUUUUCAAGAGAACAUGGCUCAUUUGCAGCAGCUACAAAUGCCUCAGCAGUAUGUCGGGCACGAAUCAUACGUGAGGUCGCCACAGGCUAUGGACUGGCAUGCCCAGGCUAUGAGAAACUUCACGUUCAACCAACAGAUGCUUCCUAUGUCCACUAUGCAUACACCCACUUCGCCCUACACGAAUGGUCAGCAUAUUUAUCCGCACACACAUCAAACCAUGCCAGGUUUCACGGCUGAUUGGCAACAGCAAUUUCCACACCAUGCACCCCAGGCAACAAGAGCGGGUAUGCAUUUCGGUUCUGACCCAAGCUUUAUCAGUCAAGGACCUUUUGUCGCUCCUGACGGUGCUACAGAGCCCGAGAUGUCCUUCAUUGAUUCGGCGGUGUAUCGAGUCAACUCGGCUUCCAAUACAAAUCCAAACUCGCGAGCAGCAAGUAAUCCUGGCAGCAACGCCAACACAGAGCCUUCAAGUCCCGUUGCGACAAAGAAACGGAAGCUGAACAACGUCUUCAACUCUGAUGCGCUAAGAAUGACCUCAAUGAGUGUUCCUGCUUCGACUGGGUAUGCGACGAAAGCCUCACCACCAGCUUCGCAUUCUCGUCGCAAAUCACGACAAUCAUUUGUAAAGCACGAACAACCACCAACUCCUCUCUCCAAGACACCCACUGUGCAUGAAGAUGAAGUACAGGAGGAAGACGCAGAAUACGACGAGGACGAAGACGAGCAGGAGCAGAAACAAUCGGCGUCACCACCAGCACCUUGGCCAUCGUCCAAAGCACGACCAUUACACAAGCCUGCACUUCCAUCCAAACCAACGAAAUCACGAAAGAAGUCGGCUUCAGCUGCCAGCCCUGCCAAGCCAUCCAAGCCUAGGAGGCAAUCCUCGUCCGUGACUGCCGCAUCACGUACUCCUCUUACAGCCGAGCAGAAAAAAGCAAAUCAUACCAACUCUGAACAAAGACGGCGGGAUGCUACAGCCAAGGCAUACGCUGAAUUGUAUGAUCUUGUACCAGAGCUGGAUGAAAUGGGCAAACAGAGCACAAUGAAGAAGCUCGAAGUUGUGGUUGAAAAGGUUCGUACUGUCAAGCAACAGCUCGAGUUUCUGCGGGAGAUGACUGGUCGUGAUCCAAUUACAGGACGACUCAAUGCAGGUCAGAUUGCUGCGAAUCCUUAUGCAGGCGGUACCACGCAUCUGAGUGGCUGGUCAUAG
Molecule: messenger RNA, 1449 nt
Organism: Lithohypha guttulata
Lineage: Eukaryota; Fungi; Ascomycota; Eurotiomycetes; Chaetothyriales; Trichomeriaceae
Exons: 1
Coding region: 1-1449 (482 amino acids)
Molecular function (GO): protein dimerization activity
Source: RefSeq, a predicted model, not a curated record